Molecule: messenger RNA, 845 nt
Organism: Mycena citricolor
Lineage: Eukaryota; Fungi; Basidiomycota; Agaricomycetes; Agaricales; Mycenaceae
Source: the annotation of a GenBank genome assembly
AUCACCGUACUCUUCCCUCCCGCCAUGUCGUGGGUAACGCGCCAAGGGCCGCAAAAGUACCCGCUUAUUGACUCCGAUCCUCAUGCCUCGCGCGUUGUCGGGUAUUUUCGAGGAAGUGACUAUGCUUACUGGGCUGGCUGUACCGCAGGAGCACCGGCUGCAUUAUGGGGAUGGGGUAAGCGUCGUCAUGUGUGCACUCCGUGGCCAAAAGCGAAUAUCUCCUGCAGAGAAGAUGGACCGGACUGGAUUCCGUAUGCGCUCGCAGUUCUACGUCGGAGCUUGGCUGGGCUUCUGCGCUGGGUUCAUGAUUGCCUACUCGCGAUCCAGCAAACGCUUCUGGGGCUGGUCAGAGAACUCUAUUGAAGAGAAGAGGGACCUGCAGGAGCUUUCUCAGCGGGCCCAAGAGGGAAUCCCUCUCUAUGGUGAAACUAACCAGCCGCAGUGGAUUCAGGCCGCCGCACACCGGAAUUCGCAGUUCUCUCAGCUCAAAUUCUCUCUAUUCCCCAUGCUUAACUUGGUCAACCACCCGUACCAUGGAACGGACCCAGCCAAGUAUGGCGUUGCUGGAGCACCUGCAGUGCUCGAGGACAGUGAGGGAUUGCAACCUGGACAGACGUUGCUCAGUGUGAAGAAGGCUACGCAGUCGAAAUCAGAGUAGAAUGUACUGUUUCGCAUGAACUGAAUUGUUGGAAUCAUGCUCGAUCCUAUAUUCCUGAGAUAUCGCCUUGCGGACUCAUUGGGAAGAGUAUGUCACGGGUCAUGAUACCUGCGCAAUCGCCGGUAGGAAAUCAUUCGCACGCCGCACACAUGUAAUGUUGAUGGAAGGCAGAGUGCGCCAUCCUUCG